Messenger RNA from Salvia hispanica, 798 nucleotides. Lineage: Eukaryota; Viridiplantae; Streptophyta; Magnoliopsida; Lamiales; Lamiaceae. The record is from RefSeq and is a predicted model, not a curated record.
AAACUAAUCACAUCAUAACAUUCUCAUAGCUCCUAUUUAGUUCAAAAUAGCAAUAAAAACAUGGCAAAGCUAGCAUCAAUUGGUGUGAUCCUAACAAUCUCAUGCUUGCUAGCGUCCGUGCUGAGCGUGGACGCUAGAAAGCAAGACGACCUUGUCGUCGAGGAAGUCACAGGCUUCCCCGACAGCUUCUGCCGCGGAAAAGAAAAAUUCAUAAAUUUCCGUGUCUUCGUCCAGGAUCUUAGCGUGAACCACCCCAACACCACUACGUACGACGUGGCGCAAGCCUCCAUCACCGCCAACUCGAAGACGGGAUUCGGCAAAGUCCGCGUCAUCGACGACCUCAUCACGGCCGCGCCAGCCGCCAACUCCAAGGCGCUCGGGCGCCUCCAGGGGCUCCUCACGAGAGCCGACCUAAACACGAUAGCCAUAGCGGUGAACCUCAACUUCUAUUUCUCGGCGGGGCCCUUUGCCGGCUACACGCUCAGUAUUCUCGGUCGGAACGAGAUCGCCCUGGCCCAGCGAGAGCUCACCGUUGCCGGCGGCACUGGAGUUUUCCGAUUUGCACGUGGAUACGCAAUUCAAAAGACUAAUUCAACCGGAACUAAUGUGUCGGUGUUGGACUAUAACAUCUACACCACCUAUUGCUCUACAAUCAAUAAGGUUGCCGAUAUGUGAUAAGGGAAUUAUGAUGAAUUUCCACUUUGAUUGUGUUUAUGACUUUGUUUUGUUAGCAUCCGUCGCUAAAACACUGUGUCUUUUCCUUUUCAUUUCUAUGGAUGAAAAUUUCCUUUUCUCAAA